AUGAUGGCUGGUAUCGUCGCCAUUGACGCGCCAGAUCUCUGCGAGGAGAUUAUCAAGAAGGCAUGCCCCUCCAAACAUCCUCCGUUCUUCGAGCCGUCGCCGCGAAUGCCACCUCUCCGGCGAUGUCUUCUUCUUUCCCACUCAACCAAAGUGCGGAAGCACGAACUCGGCUUCGCUCUCCCUUCCAAUUCGUCAGAUCCAAAUCCGUCGGCUGCCUAUAAACUUCCCACCUCGAACCACAACUGA
This is a messenger RNA of Linum trigynum, 246 nucleotides long. The record is from the annotation of a GenBank genome assembly. NCBI's taxonomy places the organism in Eukaryota, Viridiplantae, Streptophyta, Magnoliopsida, Malpighiales, Linaceae.